This is a messenger RNA of Porites lobata, 1906 nucleotides long. Lineage: Eukaryota; Metazoa; Cnidaria; Anthozoa; Scleractinia; Poritidae. The record is from the annotation of a GenBank genome assembly.
AUGAUUUUGGUUUGUUUAAUGGAAAAACAAAAAAUUGAAAAAGAUAAGGGAGUUGUUGGAUUAGAAGAAGAUAAAGCGUACUUUACUUCAGGAACACUUAUUAAUAUUAUAUCAACAGAUGUAGAGAAAUUAAUUGAUACUUGUAUAAAUAGUAUUGAAGGAGGUAUAGAAGCAUGUCAACAAACUGGAAGUGCAUGGUAUUUUAAAGAAGUGUAUAAACUUGAAAUUCAUACUGUUGAAUAUAAUCCAACAAAAGGAUCAUCUUACAUUCUUCUUCCAGAUUGGAUAUCAAAUAAAAAAGCAAUAGUUAAUAUUGAAAACAAAGAUGAAAAAUGCUUUCUUUGGUGUAUACUUAGGUAUCUUCAUCCUAAAGAAAGACUAACAGGUUUGAAAAAGUAUGAGUUUUCACUUAACACUAAAGGAAUUACUUUUCCUAUGAAAUUAAAAGACAUCACCAAAUUUGAAAAACUUAAUCCAUCUCUUCCAGGAAUAAAUGUUUUUUCAGUUAAUGAUAAUAAAAAGUUUUAUCCUUUGAGGAUGGCGGAGAAAGAUUGUUUAAAUACUAUUGAUUUGUUUUUCUAUGAACAAGAUGGUGUUUCACAUCAUUCACUAAUUAAAAAUUUUACUCGUUUGAUUAAAUCACAAAUAACUGCAAGUAAGAAUGGUACAAUAUUUAUUUGUAAGAAGUGUUUUACACAUUUCACUAAGGAUGAAUUAUUACAAAAACAUAUCAUAUAUUGUCCAAAUAAUGAAACAGUUUGUGUAAAUAUGCCUAAAGAAAACACAAUGUUAUAUUUCAAAAAUUACUACAAACAACUUCCAAUCCCUUUUGUAGUUUAUGCAGAUUUUGAAUGUUUUACCAAACCAAUGAAUACUUGCAGUCCUAAUCCAAAGGAAUCGUAUAAUUACAACUACCAAAAGCAUGAACCAUCAGGAUUUUGUUUUUAUAUAAAAGGAGUAGUAGAUACAAUAUUUGAACCAAUUAUUUACACAAAAACUAAAGACAGUGAUGAUGUAGCUAAGAUAUUUGUUGAAAAACUUGCAAAAGUAACCAAUAAGAUAUAUAAUGAUUUUUAUCUUCGUCCAAUACUUCUUAGACUAACACACGCUGAACAAAAAUCAUUUGAUGAAGCGGAAAUUUGUCAUAUUUGUAAGAAAGAAUUAUUAGAUAAUAAAGUUACAGAUCAUUGUCAUUUUACUGGCCAGUACCGUGGUGCAGCUCAUAACAGUUGUAAUCUUCAGUGUCGAAAGCCAAUUAAUGAUUCUUCCAGUUAUAUUUCAUAAUCUUCAAGGAUAUGAUGCACAUUUAUUUAUAAAACAACUUGCUUGUUUACCAGGUGAGUUAAACUGUAUUCCAUCUACGGAAGAAAAAUAUAUUUCCUUUUCUAAAAAGAUUAAAGUUGAUGAGUACAGGUCUAGACGAAAUGGAGAGACUAUUUCUUUAUAUUUCGAAAUACGAUUUAUAGAUUCAUUCAAGUUUCUUCAAACAUCACUUGCCAAUCUAGUUGGAAAUUUACAACCAGAUGAUUUUCAUAAUACAAAACAAAUAUUUAAGGAAAAUGUAGACCUACUAAUUCGUAAGGGAGUUUAUCCUUAUGACUAUGUUUCAUCAUUUGAAAAACUAUCCGAAACACAAUUACCUCCAAAAGAAGAAUUUUAUUCAAAGCUAAAUGAUGAAGACAUAACUGAUGAUGAUUACCAACAUGCUAAAAAUGUAUGGAAUACUUUUAAAUGUAAAACAAUUAGAGAUUAUCAUAAUCUUUACCUAAAGUCUGAUGUCCUACUUUUAUCAGAUGUAUUUAAGAAUUUUAGAAAAACUUGUUUGAAACAUUACAACCUAGAUCCAGCUCAUUAUUACACAUCUCCUGGCCUAGCUUGGGAUGCAUGUCUUAAAGAAACAGGCUAA